Molecule: messenger RNA, 1532 nt
Organism: Halichondria panicea
Lineage: Eukaryota; Metazoa; Porifera; Demospongiae; Suberitida; Halichondriidae
Exons: 1
Coding region: 225-1385 (386 amino acids)
Molecular function (GO): GTP binding
Source: RefSeq, a predicted model, not a curated record
AAACAAGAACAGCGUAUUAUAAGAGUGGGGGAAUUUGAAAUACACUAUAACUAUUAUGUAGCGUAUUACUACGUACAUACAUAAUUGCUUUUUUGGUUUACAUUGCCAUGACAUAUCGAAAGUACCCAGAGUCUCAAAUUAGGAGAAUAGAUACCACAGAUAAGACACUUGGUCAUGUGAUUUCUUUUGUGGCAUAGUAAAGAAGUCGAUGAUAAUCUAAGAUUAUGGCUACAAGUUCAGACCAAUCGAUUGAGAAACAAUUAGGAACACUCGCAGAUCACCAGACUUCACUUGAGUCCUCUGAUGUGUUCAGAAUAGACCCGGAGGAAGAUAUGGACCAACAAAUGGAGAGAUUGAUGGCAGAACUUAACAAACUACCGCAAGAAAUGAGAACCACUUUAGAUGUCAACACGAUCAAGAGAAACUAUCAAAAUGCCAAAUCUAUCAGUAUUCUAGUAACUGGUAAAACAGGCACAGGCAAGUCGACACUAGCUAAUGGCAUUCUAGGAGUGAAGAUCCAGAGAGAACGAGUGGCCAUUGAAGGAGCUAACAUCACUGGAGCUUGCACUACUAAAGUCACAAAGUAUGAAACCAGAAAAGGCGAGAUAGCUGUGGCGCUUUGGGACAGCCCAGGACUUCAAGAUGGAACUGCAAAUCAAACAGACUAUCUACGACAAAUGAAACAGCAAUGUUCCAAGAGAGAUCUAACAAUCUACUGCAUUAAAAUGAUUGAGACCAGGUUUGUGCAAGGUACAGAUAAUCCGGAUAUUAUAGCCAUGAAAAAAAUUACAAAAGCUUUUGGGAAUGACUUUUGGAAGAGCACAGUCAUCGUCCUAACGUUUGCUAACUCGAUUGAAGCUGUAAAUUACGACAUAAAAUACUUAUCGCCUGAGAAAAAAAUCGAAGAAAUUAAAAAAGUUAUCAGCCAGUGGAUAAAUCAGAUCAAAAAUAUUUUGAUUAAAGACGUGAAAAUCCCCAAAGAAAUAGUGAAAUCGAUACUGAUUGUACCAGCUGGUCACUACAUGGAGCCCCACAUCCCAGGCUGUCGUUAUUGGCUAUCAAAUCUUUGGUUUCAUUGUGUGCACGCCAUCUCCUCACCCGAGGCAAAGGUAGCUCUCGUGAAGAUAAACUUCAGUCGUAUCAAGAGAGAAGAUUUGAUCAACGAUGAAGAUUUUCAGAGGGCACCAGAAGAGCAGCCGAUAGUUGUGAACAAAGAAGCUUACAGUACGAUACUGAGAGGUGUGUUAGGGGCUAUAGGGGGCGGCCUAGCAGGAGCUGGUGUGGGAGUAGGUGUGGGUGUGGGAACGGUAGGACUCAUUCUGCCAAUAUCACUGCCAGUGGGUAUUGUAUUAGGAGUACUAAUCGGUUUUGUUGCUUGCGUUUGACGUUUUAAUUUAAUUUGUAAGAACGGCAGCAAAUUGUAUGUGAAAAUACUGAUACCACUAGUGUACGUACAUAGUUAAUUUUUUCAGUGAUCGACAUAAUACUAUAAUACAUAUUUUCUGUUUUUGAACUUUAAUUUAAGUUACAUG